Molecule: messenger RNA, 228 nt
Organism: Soboliphyme baturini
Lineage: Eukaryota; Metazoa; Nematoda; Enoplea; Dioctophymatida; Soboliphymatidae
Source: the annotation of a GenBank genome assembly
CUGUAUGUCUUAAGGAGACUACGACGUCGUACACAACGCGCUGCCAAAAAUAAAAAACGGCAGGACCCGGACGAAACGGAAUCGGACCAAUCCUACGAGGCUGAGGAUCAGGACGAAGAGGUGGACAAAGCCUAUUCUCAGGCUGAACUGGAAAAUAUGAUGAAGAAAGCGUCGCGGAUCGCCAUGGACGAGGUAGGCUUGACCAGCUUAGCAAGUCUUUAUGAAUGA